AUGAAGUGCUUCGGAGAGAAGGCAAAAACCUUCCACUGCAAGGUGCUUCUUCUCGAUGACACCGAACUUAUCCAAGAACUCAAGAAUGUCUCCCGUGGUCAGGAUCUGCUCGACGCGGUCUACAAGCAUCUUAACCUCCUGGAAACGGCUUACUUCGGUUUGCGAUUCGUCGAUUCUUCCGGCCAAACGCAUUGGAUGGACGCCACCAAAAAAAUCUACAAGCAGAUGAAAGGAGUUGAAAACUAUACGUUCUAUUUCGGUGUCAAGUAUUACGCUGCGGACCCUUGCAAACUAUUGGAAGAAAUCACGCGGUAUCAGUUCUUUCUCCAAGUAAAGCGCGACAUACUGCAUGGACGACUUCCCCUAAGCUACGACCUGGCUGCUCAGCUUUUCGCUUACGCCGUUCAAUCUGAACUCGGCGACUACGACCCGAGAAGACAUCAGCCAGGAUACAUAUCCGAAUUUCGAUUCAUUCCCGACCAAACGGACGCACUCGAAGAGAAGGCGGCUCAGUUGCACAAGACUCUCAUAAGCCAAGUGCCUGCCCAGGCAGAACUGAAUUUCCUCGACCGAGUCAAAUGGCUCGAUAUGUACGGAGUGGAUCUGCAUCCCGUGCUGGGCGAAGACCACAUCGAAUACUACAUUGGUCUCACCCCGGCGGGAAUCAUAGUUCUCAAGAAUAAAACCAAAGUCGGAAACUAUUUUUGGCCCCGGAUCGGCAAAGUUUAUUACAAAGGAUGCUUCUUCAUGCUUCAAGUCAAAGAUAAAGGCAGCGAGGACAACACGUACGGAUUCGAACUCCCCAACAAAGCUGCUUGCAAGCAUUUGUGGAAGUGCUGUGUGGAUCAUCACUCGUUUUUCAGACUCGCUCAAUCGAACCCCGAUGCAUCGGCUGCCACCAACAAAUUAUUCGGGUUAGGGUCGAAGCUGCGGAAUUCCUUGCGAGGAAGUUCCCGCAGCGGCAAGGUAUCCGCCGGCUCCAUUGUCGGACCGCAGUCGAACAAACAGGACCAAGGCAGACCCCAGCCCGCGUUCACUCGGGUGCCCAGCCGUCGCUAUCAGCGGCAACGGUUAGACAAUCCGGAUGGAGUCGACGCCCCAUCGAACUUCGAGUUGGAGUCGAGGCGGAACAGCGUAGUCACAACCACUCAAUCCACACCACACAGCAUGUACAGAAGCGUGUCAGUGCCAUCAGUUGGGGGCCGUGCCUGGGAUGAUCCCCGUCCCCGGGGCUUGUUUUCGUCGUCAACGAAUCCGUCACCAAGAUCCGUGCGUAGUAUGGCGAUGUCUGCUCGCAGUUGUCGGGACUCAAGUGUAGAUAGCGUGGAUUGCUCCCGACACCGCAAGAGGCAUCGCAGUCGACACGAAAGGGAAAUAUCCGGACGCUCGGACGCAGAAAGCGAAGUGUCAAGGACUUCAAGAAAUAGUCGAGCAUCGCGUGUGGGCAGUACCUGCCGACACAGCGCUUGAAUUUCCAGUUACCACUCACGCAGCGAGGUCUCCGGCAGCGAAAGCGAAAGCGCUUGGCGUCACUCGGGACAUCGUCAAAACCACCGAAGACACCAUCACAGAUCGAACGUCGAGCUAAUCGACAGUCAACCUCAAUGGCUCGAAGUUCAGCAGCAGAUGCGACAACAAAACACUUCUCUUAUAUCACCCCAGAGCGCCAUCGUUCGCAGCCUGAACAAUUCAGCGGCGAGACGACAGAGCGGUUACGUACAAUCCGGUGUCGAGACGGAGAGCGAAGCCGUUUUCAGCGCUAACUCUUCCCGGAAACGCCACAGAAAGCACCGAUCGAAGAGUCCCGGUCGCCGAGACAAUUUGAUCCCGCAGGAAGUCCGUAAGCUCAUCGAGUACACUCCAAUCGAACCCGAAUGGCCGUCAGGACAAGAUGAGCUACGCGACAUCAAAUACACGAACGUGGAGACCGAUUCUCGCCUCUUCAAGAUUAGAUACAACGAGAAUUCUCAGCGGCGUGCCAAAGUGGCUGUCGUUAAGAACCAAAACCCAGAAACCGGUUCGACUCACUCGAGACGAUCGAACCACUCUCAAAGUAGAUUGGCACAUUCUACACCUCCUCCCCCUUACCAACUUCAACAACAUCAUCAUCAUCAUCAGCAGCAACAUCUAUCUCUGAAUCUACGUUCUUAUGCUUUUUCAACAUUUCUGAUCGCUCACGUGGAGUGCUCUCUCUCCCUAGGAUUCUCGGAAACGCCGUCGAAAACGAAAAGCGAAGAUAACCUCCGAGAGAGUCGUACGCCAACGGGUUCCGACAUGAACGGGUGGAAGCCUUCGAGGCCUCAUACGCUGCUGUUUAACCAUCAAUCGACCGAGAACCAUCUGCAAUCAUAUCAUCAAUACAACCAGAACUUCUCUGGCUUCCCGUCGAAUCUCCUCACGGCUUCGAGUUCCUACCACUCGUUCAACUCUCCGAGCUUUUCUGACAGAACCCCGCAGCAGACAGUGAUCCACCGAGAAGUUGUGGGGGACCUGAUCGGUCCUCCCGUGGGGCCACCCUCGCAUCUUUCGUCUCCCCAGAUGACCCCGGUGUCGUCAGGCUACCAGUCGGCGACCACCACUUCUCCAGUCGUGCCUGCCAGGAUGCCAAAACACAACUCGGGAGGCUCGAGCACGUCAGGUUCAUCUGGAGGGAUGCGAGUGACAUUUCAAAAUCCCCCCGUGAGCCAGCCGUCACCACUUGCCAAGUUACCUUCAUCGGGCUCCCUGCCCAGGAAUCACAGUCCGAUACCGGUGGCGCCUCCGAGCUUGCCGUCACCUCAAAGCAAUCAGUUGGUACUGAAGACUUUCCAACCUUUGAAGAAAUCUACAUGCUGA
This is a messenger RNA of Galendromus occidentalis (western predatory mite), 2835 nucleotides long. RefSeq names its product band 4.1-like protein 4. Gene Ontology annotation, biological process: actomyosin structure organization. Gene Ontology annotation, cellular component: cytoskeleton. The transcript has 20 exons. The record is from RefSeq and is a predicted model, not a curated record. Lineage: Eukaryota; Metazoa; Arthropoda; Arachnida; Mesostigmata; Phytoseiidae.